Thlaspi arvense is the source of this 1029-nucleotide messenger RNA. The record is from the annotation of a GenBank genome assembly. Lineage: Eukaryota; Viridiplantae; Streptophyta; Magnoliopsida; Brassicales; Brassicaceae.
AUGCCCAACAUGCCAAAUUAUUCAGGUUCUGUUUCUGGGGCAUUUCCGGGUUUGCUUGGGAUGAUUCCAGGUGUCACUCCUGGUUCUUCAGGUGGAGUGGUAUUGCCUGGAGUUGGAGCCUCUCUUGGAGAAGUUUGCCGGGAGUAUCUUAAUGGACGAUGUGCAAAGACUGAUUGUAAAUUUAAUCACCCACCUCACAAUCUGCUGAUGACAGCGUUAGCUGCCACAACUUCAAUGGGAACUCUGAGUCAAGUGCCUAUGGCACCUUCUGCAGCUGCAAUUGCUGCAGCUCAGGCAAUUGUUGCUGCUCAGGCCCUUCAAGCACAUGCUGCUCAGGCACAGGCACAGGCACAGGCGCAGGCACAGGCACAAGCACAGGCACAGGCACAAGCACAAGCACAAGCACAGGCACAGGCUACCAAAGACUCCUCUGGUAUCCAUUGGCUCUCCUUUGUGUCUCUCCUAACAGCCAUAUUGUUCAUAUUAUCAGGAUCAAGUGACAAAGAUGGGAAAGCUGAUUCUCUUAAAAAGACACUGCAAGUUAGCAAUCUCAGUCCUCUCCUCACAGUGGAUCAAUUAAAGCAACUUUUUAGUUUCUGUGGUACAGUUGUUGAAUGUAGUAUCACCGAUUCAAAGCAUUUUGCUUACAUAGAAUACUCAAAACCAGAAGAAGCAACUGCUGCUUUGGCAUUGAACAAUAUGGAUGUUGGUGGUCGCCCAUUGAAUGUUGAAAUGGCCAAAUCACUUCCUCCCAAACCUGCUGUCCUCAAUUCAACUCUUGCUUCAUCAUCAUUGCCCUUGGUGAUGCAGCAAGCAGUGGCCAUGCAGCAGAUGCAAUUUCAGCAGGCUCUUUUGAUGCAACAAACAUUGACUGCACAACAAGCAGCUAACCGAGCUGCGACCAUGAAGUCUGCAACCGAACUUGCAGCAGCUAGAGCUGCAGAGAUAAGUAAAAAAUUGAAAGCUGAUGGAAAUGAAAAAGAUGAUGAGGAAACAACUCAAAAAUCUAGGUAUGUGACCUUUAUUUAA